Molecule: messenger RNA, 4749 nt
Organism: Ilex paraguariensis (yerba mate)
Lineage: Eukaryota; Viridiplantae; Streptophyta; Magnoliopsida; Aquifoliales; Aquifoliaceae
Source: the annotation of a GenBank genome assembly
AUGGAUAGAAACCGAGAAGCCAGAAGAGUAGCAAGUAUGGUACCCUCUAAUGGUUUAUCUAGACGAAGACAUAGAAGUAACAGUCUAAGAGACUCGCCAGAGGAUGAUGGACCGAUGGAAUUACAAGAACCAUCAAGGUUGAGAGAUAGAGGGUUGAAGAAAGAUCGAGAUCGGGAUCGAGAUCGAGAGAGAGAAAGAGAGCGCGACAGAGACAGGUCAAGUCGGAGUAAACGACGAAGAGCGGAGAGAUUGAUUCACGGUGGUAAUAGAGAAGAUGGAGGAGAAGAUAGUUCAGAAGAAAGUGUGAAUGAUGACGAGGAAGACGAUGAAGAGGACGGUGGAAAUGGAACUGGACCGGUCCGGAUGCUACCACCGAAUCCGAUGUCAACCAACCAUCAUUUACAGCCCCGGAAAAGUUACCCACCGAGCUCUGCGAAAGUUUUUAGGGCUGCGCCGGUGUGGAAAGCCGGCGAUGAAAUGAUCGGCGUGUCGGUACCCAGAAAAGCUCGGACAGCAUCCACGAAAAGGUCACAUGAGUGGAUGAAUGGCGGUGGUGGUGAAAGAGUAGUGGGUGGAGGAGGAGAGCAGAUACAUCGGCAAGCUUCGACUUCACCGGUGAGACAAAGUCUUCCUUCAACCUCGACGCCUUCGCCGGGAGCUCCACUUUCUCCGUCUUCUUCCAAUGCUUCGUUUCGGAAGAAGAUGAAGUUGAAUGGACCCAAACACAGACCGCCAAGAUGUCUUCGAAGUCGUCUUCAUCAAAUCCUGAGGAGCUGGAGAUCGAAAUCGCCGAGGGAGCUCAAUAAAUCCACAAGUGAUUCAAAAUCCAGAGUUUCGUCUCCGAUCUCGAAUUCACCAUCGACAAAUCCUCAGUCAUCGGCGAUUUUGCCACAAAACUCUAGCUCCUCAGCUACUCCCAUAUCAGCAGUUGCGCCGAAGAGGAAGAGACCGAGACAAGUAUCAGAGAAUAUGGGGAGUUUUGGUGUCCGGAGCAGCCCCAUUUCAACGACGAUCACGAAGGUCGAGAUCGAUCAGCUACCAAAGACCGAAAUUUCUUCUCCAAGUAUGGAUAAGAAUCCAGGAUCUGCAGCUGAAAAUGGUGGAGUACCGUACGAUCUGGGUAGUUUGGUCAAUUCACAGCCUUUGACCUCACCAUCGGAGCCUAUACCGGAGAUGAUGAAGCCGGAUUCGGAGUCACAGGCAAAGACGGAAAAAGUAGCCGAAAGUCGAGAUUUGCCUUCGGGCAACGGAGAUGUCACGGCAAAGAAGGAACCUCCUGCGGUCAGAUUAGAAGAUAAUCUUCAGGGUGUGACAGCGACAGCAACCAAAUUGAAUUCAAUGGUUUCUGAGGGGGAGAAGCCCAAGGAGGAAAAAUUCAAGAUAGAUCUGAUGGCUCCACCUCCUCAAUUGAGAUCAUCACCGGAAAGAGAAGGCGAUUUCGGGGUGGCGGCGACAGUGGUGGAGGACCAUAAGCCGAUGAUAUCUAAUCUUGAUUCGGAAAUGAUGAGACCAAAGGAAGAUGAUAAGGAAGCUAUGUAUGUGGCAGCUGAGGAGAGAAAGGUGAAAUCGGCGGUGGAAGAAGUUCAAUUGCAGAAGCCAGUUGAGAACAAAGUGAGAAAUAUUGAUCUUCAGCUUGAUUUGGAAAAACCUGAGAGAGAGAGUGGAAACAACAAAUUUCAACAUCAGGCCCAGAAGCAGCAACAACCACCUCCACCAAAAGCAACCGGAGAAGAAUCACAUUCAGAGAAAACAUCUCAAUCCAGCUCGUUGCCUUUGCCAAUGUCUAUGGCUAGCUGGCCUGGUGGGCUUCCUUCAAUGGGAUACAUGACACCAUUGCAAGGAGUUGUGUCCAUGGAUGGUAACGCCAUGUCGGCACCAAUGCAGCCACAUUUCUCUCAACCACGGCCGAAAAGGUGUGCAACACAUUGUUAUAUUGCUCGGAACAUUUACGUCCUCCAGCAAUUCAUGAAGAUGAACCCUUUCUGGCCAGCUGCAGCAGGGACUGCAUCUUUGUUUGGAGCCAAGCCCAGCAAUCUCAACAUUGUACCACCUGCAGAAUUGAAUGGAAACAUCUCUGGUAGGGGCAUGAACUCUAUGCAGGACAAGGGGCAAGGUCUUGCGAUCUUUCCUGGCCAUACUGGGAAGGACAAAGGUCCUCAAGCUGCCAAUAUUGCUGAUGCUGCACAGAGCAAGCAGCAGCCGAUUUUGCUUCAGCAAGCAAUGCCCCCAGUAGCCCCUAGUAAUAUUCUGCAUGCCCCUGCUUUCAUCUUCCCUUUGAGCCAGCAACAGGCGGCAGUGGCAGCUGGUUCUGUUCGACCUGCAUCUACAAAGUCUCCUACAACCACAAGAGGGUUAGCUUCAUCCAAUGCUUCUAGUUCUGCUAAUGUGAGUAACUCUGCAACAACAGCCGGAGCAGCCACUGCGAUGAGCUUCAAUUACCCAAAUAUGCCUACGAAUGAAACCCAGUACUUGGCAAUCUUACAGAACAAUGCAUACCCUUUUCCAAUACCAGCUGUUGGAGCACCGCCAAAUUAUAGAGGAACUCAUGCUCAGGCUAUGCCGCUGUUCAAUGGGUCAUUCUAUUCUUCUCAGAUGAUCCAUCCAUCACAUCUUCAGCAGCAGCAGCAAGCACCACUUUCUCAGUCACACCAAAUGCAACAAGCCAACCAGAAUACGAGCUUCUCUAGUGGUUCUUCAUCUUCCCAGAAGCAUUUGCAGAGCCAGCAGCAGAGGCCACAAGGAGGUGCUGCCAACGGUGGGAAUGGAGGAGGAAAUUUACAUCACAUUCCUGCCACAAAAAAUCGCCCAUCACAGCAACAGCAUCAGCAUCAGCAUCAGCAUCAGAAUCAGCAUGUCUCCUUGGCACAACAACAAUCACGUCAGCUGGAAGGUGAGGUGGGGGCAGAAGAUAGCCCCUCAACAGCUGAUAGUCGAAUAUCUCGUGCCACAAUGAGUGUCUACGGUCAGAAUUUUGCUAUGCCAAUUCAUCCACACAACUUUGCUUUGAUGACCCCUCCUGCUGCAUUGGCUGGUGCCACCACUGCCAGUGGUGGCGGCAACGUAAAUGACAAAAAGCCGCAGCAACCUCAACAGCAGGGCUUGAAAGGUGGAAUUGAAUCUUUGCCACCUCAAACGUUUGCAAUGUCAUUUGCUUCCAUAAAUGGUGCUACUAGUGCUCCUGGUAUUGACAUUUCAUCCAUGGCACAUAAUCAUGCAAUUCUUCAGAGCUUCCCAGAAGCUACAAGGCAGAGCUUUCAAAUUAUGGCAGCUGCAGCUCAAGUGGCACAACAAAAGAAGAAUUUCAGAGUCUCCGAAGAUGGUAAAACUGGAGGUAGCGAUUCUUCUAAUGCUGACGAAGAAAGAAAGGCCUUAGAAGGCAAGGCUCCGACAACUGUUGGGCCGUCCAUUGCUUUUUCAAGGGACUUGACCGAUUCCUCCGGUUCUGCCAUGCCAGGCAACAUUGUGAAUCUUUCUUCUGGUCCUGCUCGGACCUCUCGUUCUCCCAUGCCUAGUGCUGUUGGCACUUUGAAUGCUUCAAGUUCUCAGCUGCAAGCUCAACUGCACCAUCAGCAACAGCAGAUGAUUCAGCUUCAUAAGCAGCAACAGCAGCAGCAGCAGCAGCAGUUUGCAGCCGCUGUGGCAGCUCGGAGUAAGACCCCAGCAACAAGUAAUGGGAGUGUUUACUCAGAGCAUUUGACUUCAUCAGUUUCUGUGCCUGCUAAGUUUCCAAAUGCUCACACUGCUUUUCCACAAAACCUUGUUCAAAGCAGCAAUAGCGGCAGCCCUGCUCAAUCUCCCCAAUGGAAAAAUAAUACAAGAGCAACCACCUCACAAGCUCCGUCAUCGCUGGCCCCCUCAACCCCAUCAAUACUAAAAAACCUCCCUCAGCAGCAAACUAGAGCACAGCAAAGCCAUACGCAGAUAUCAUUCAGCGCGAAUCAAAAAUCAUCGACAACACUGCAUGGGCAACAGCAACAGCCUCCAAGUAACAACCAGUCUACUUCUCCUCCAAUGGUGAUUGGCUCCCCGACAAUUUCAAUCUCCAAGGGUGCUACUGCUAGCGGAAGCCCAAGGACAUCUUCCACUCCCGCUAGUAACAAAGUUGGCCAAGCCUCUGCUUUGCCACCACAGCAGGCGAAGAAUUCACCCUCAGCUUCUAGCCAGAAGUCAUCUCCGGUUGGUGGGAGGAAUGUUCCAUCAAUUCUUGGCAGUCCUCAUGUCAACUCUUCAAACUCUGGAGCUAAGCCCCAAAUGCAGCAACAACAGUUACCAAAAAACAUGCAGCAAGCGCAAAUAUUCUUCUCAACUACUUGCGUGCAAGCCCAAUCUCCACAUUCAACUAGUACUAGUUCUACCGCAUCAGGUGGUGGUUACUAUCUUCAAAGAAGGCAUUCUGAACAACAUAAGCAGCCUCAACAGCCACCGGGCUCAUCAUCUACAUCAUCAAGUGGGAUGUUAUCGCUGUGCUCUCCCGUUUCGCUAACCAGUGCCACCACUACUGAUCCUGCAAAAGCAAUUGCGGCUGCUGCAGCUGCUAGUAAUAUGAAAGGUGGUAGCUUACCAUCACAGGGCAUUCUCCAUGCAGCCCAGUUUGCUGCACAGUCCUCGGGAAAUCCCCAUCCAGUCAUGCCUUCCAGCUUCUCUUAUGUUCACUCAGGGCCUGCUGCAGUUCAGGUGAAACCGGCUGAGCAGAAACAACCUGCUGGCAAUGACAAUUUGCAUGCAUGCUGGCAGCCUGAGAAGAAAUGA